AUGAAAAUUUGGUUGCUCUUGGUGGCCGCCAUCUCGGCUCUCGCUAUUAAGGAUCCUCCUGAAUCCAAUCGUCUACUUUUGGGUGGUGACAAAUAUCUAGCAGAUGCGCUCCAUCGCACUUCUACAGCCGCCUCGCUCCGUCGCCGAUUCAAUCGGAAUGCAGGAGGAGGCGAUCUGGCAACCCAUGUUAAUUAUCUCCAAAUGAUGGCUCGUAUUACCAGUGGAAUCCAUAUUCUGAAAAGUGGAAUGGAAUGA
Molecule: messenger RNA, 255 nt
Organism: Caenorhabditis remanei
Lineage: Eukaryota; Metazoa; Nematoda; Chromadorea; Rhabditida; Rhabditidae
Exons: 4
Coding region: 1-255 (84 amino acids)
Source: RefSeq, a predicted model, not a curated record